This is a messenger RNA of Nyctereutes procyonoides (raccoon dog), 856 nucleotides long. RefSeq names its product R-spondin 4 (gene RSPO4). NCBI's taxonomy places the organism in Eukaryota, Metazoa, Chordata, Mammalia, Carnivora, Canidae. Bases 123 to 833 code for a protein of 236 amino acids. The transcript is spliced from 5 exons. The record is from RefSeq and is a predicted model, not a curated record.
GCGGACGGCGCGUCCCUGGCGGCGGGACCAGCAGGCGCCCCGCGGAUGCGCCCGCGGCGCCCGGAGCAGCCAUCGGGCCUCCGGGGGAGCCCCCGAGCGCCCGCCCCGACCAGGCUGCCCAGAUGCGGGCGCCACUCUGCCUGCUGCUGCUCGUCGCGCACGCGGUGGACACGCUUCCCCUGAACCGAAGGAAGAAGCAAGUGGGCACUGGUCUGGGUGGCAACUGCACAGGCUGUGUCAUCUGCUCAGAAGAAAAUGGCUGUUCCACCUGCCAGCAGAGGCUCUUCCUAUUCAUCCGCCGGGAAGGUAUCCGCCAGUACGGCAAGUGUGUGCAUGACUGUCCCCCUGGCUACUUCGGCGUCCGCGGCCAGGAGGUCAACAGGUGCAAAAAAUGUGGGGCCACGUGCGAGAGCUGCUUCAGCCAGGACUUCUGCAUCCAGUGCAAGAGGCGGUUUUACCUGUAUAAGGGGAAGUGUCUGCCCACCUGCCCGCUGGGCACUGCGGCCCAGCCCAGCACACGGGAGUGCCAGGAAGAAUGUGAGCUGGGCCCCUGGGGCAGCUGGAGCCCCUGCAUGCAUAACGGAAAGACCUGUGGUUCUGCCUGGGGCCUGGAGACCCGAGUGCGAGUGCGGGAGACCGGCAGGGCUGGGCGGGAGGAGGCACCAACCUGCCAGGUGCUGUCCGAGUCAAGGAAGUGUCCCAUCCAGAGGCCAUGCCCAGCAGAUGCAGAGAAGAACCCCAGCCAGAAGAAGGGCCGGAGAGACCGGCGCCCGCGCAAGGACAGGAAGCUGGACCGCACGCUGGACGUGAGGCCCCGCCCGCCUGCGGCCUGAGGAGCACCUGCACCCCCGCCCGC